Molecule: messenger RNA, 390 nt
Organism: Lipotes vexillifer (Yangtze River dolphin)
Lineage: Eukaryota; Metazoa; Chordata; Mammalia; Artiodactyla; Lipotidae
Product: histone chaperone ASF1A-like
Exons: 2
Biological process (GO): DNA replication-dependent chromatin assembly
Cellular component (GO): nucleus; chromatin
Molecular function (GO): histone binding
Source: RefSeq, a predicted model, not a curated record
GCUGAUGCACCUAAUCCGGGACUCAUUCCAGAUGCAGAUGCAGUAGGUGUAACAGUUGUGCUAAUUACAUGCACCUAUCGAGGUCAAGAAUUUAUUAGAGUUGGUUAUUAUGUAAAUAAUGAAUAUACUGAGACAGAACUAAGGGAAAAUCCGCCAGUAAAACCAGACUUUUCUAAGCUUCAAAGGAACAUUUUGGCAUCCAAUCCCAGAGUCACAAGAUUCCACAUUAAUUGGGAAGAUAACACAGAAAAACUGGAAGAUGCAGAGAGCAGUAAUCCAAAUCUACAAUCACUUCUUUCAACAGAUGCAUUACCUUCAGCAUCAAAGGGAUGGUCCACAUCAGAAAACUCACUAAAUGUCAUGUUAGAAUCCCACAUGGACUGCAUGUGA